Molecule: messenger RNA, 841 nt
Organism: Dioscorea cayenensis subsp. rotundata (Guinea yam)
Lineage: Eukaryota; Viridiplantae; Streptophyta; Magnoliopsida; Dioscoreales; Dioscoreaceae
Product: probable calcium-binding protein CML23
Exons: 1
Coding region: 180-758 (192 amino acids)
Molecular function (GO): calcium ion binding
Source: RefSeq, a predicted model, not a curated record
CCUUUUCUAGCUCCUCUUUACACUCUGUUAGUCUCUCCAACUCCCAACCAAAUCAUCAUUGCACCAACCUCUUACUAUUCCCUAAAUAUCAAUCACAUGUAACUCCUUGCUAGUUAUCUAUCUCCUUGCUCUUCAUCACAUUCAUACACACACUUUCAUGUUCCUCAUCAAAUUAAACCAUGUCUUCCAAACUCCACAAACUCAAAUCCAUCUUCACAACCAAAAAAACCUCCACCAACUUCAACACUAGUACUAUGAUCAUGUCCAAAUAUGCCACCAUGGAACUCCCAAACCAACUCAAACAAGUGUUCAACCUCAUAGACUCCAAUGGUGAUGGCAAGAUAUCUCCAUUGGAACUCAAACAAGUCCUUCAGAGUUUGGGUUAUGACAAGUCCAUAGCUGCCAGAGAAGCUGAAGGAAUGGUCAAAGAGAUGGACAGUGAUGGAGAUGGUUUCAUUGAUUUGGAGGAGUUCAUGAAGGUGGUGGCAAAAGAUGGUGAUUAUAAAAAAUUGAAUGAGGAGCUCAUGCAAGCUUUCUUGGUCUUUGACAUUGAUAAGAAUGGGUUUAUCUCGGCCAAGGAACUCCGGCGUGUGCUCGUUGGCCUCGGCCAUGGCUCAUGCAGUGUUGAAGAUUGCCGUGCCAUGAUCAAAGCUUUUGAUAAAAAUGGUGAUGGUCUUGUGGAUUUCAAUGAGUUUCAAGACAUGAUGACAAUCAACACAAUCAUUAAUUCUACUUCUAAGAAUCACUUCUCAAAUUAACUACACUUUCUUCAUCAUGUGUUUAAUAACUUUUAUUCUUAAGAAUAGAGAGAUAUUUUGGUUAUUUUUCUUUAUUCUUUUUU